Messenger RNA from Dromaius novaehollandiae (emu), 2328 nucleotides. It is a transcript of the gene HROB, whose product is annotated as homologous recombination factor with OB-fold. NCBI's taxonomy places the organism in Eukaryota, Metazoa, Chordata, Aves, Casuariiformes, Dromaiidae. The coding region runs from base 115 to 1998 and encodes 627 amino acids. The record is from RefSeq and is a predicted model, not a curated record. Gene Ontology annotation, biological process: recombinational repair. The transcript has 10 exons.
CAGCCCCCCCCCUUCCCUCCUCCUGGGCCGCGGGUUCGCGUCCCGGCCCCGGCGCCGCCGCACUUCCGCCUCCUGCCGCCGCCGCCGGGCCCGGGCCGCCGCCGCGCCGCUGCCAUGGCCCGCCGCCUCCAGAAGCUGUUCGGGGCCGACGGGGACCUGGCGGACGAGGAUUUCCUCUCCGCCGUGGAGGACGCCGAGAACCGCUUCUGGGCCCCCGGCCCCUCCAGGCCUUGGCCGCCCGCCGCCUCCGCACCGGCCCCCACCUCCGGCCCGCAGCCCCCGCGCCGCCUCCACGGCUCCUCCGGCCUCCGGCCCCUCUCCGGGCAGCACGACCGAGCCGGGGGCUCCCGGGAUCCAGGCUCCCCUCCGGCGCCCGCGCCUGCCCCAUGCCACCGGGGCAGCCUUGGCUCGGCCCCGGGCGGCCCCCCGGCCUGGGGAGCGGCCCCCGAGGAUGAAGCGGACAACGACCUCUUCCUGGCCGCCUGCAUGGAGCUGGAGGUGCCCGACCUGCCGGCCGGGGCCGGUGCCCGCCCUGCCUGGCGGGAGCUGCCCCCGGGGCCGCGCGCUGCGGAGGAGAGCGGCUGGGAACGGGCGCUUUGCAAGAAGCCGCGGGUGGGAGAGGAGCCGGUGUCUGCGGGGGGGCCACGGGCUGCCCCGGCCUCGAGCGGGCAGGAGCCCCCGCUGCCGGCGGACGCUGCGCCCAGGCUGCUGCUGCGGCCCAGCGCGGCUGGUGCCUGCUCCUCCCAGCCUGCGCCCCUGCUGAAUCCGGGGACCUCCUGGGGCUCCGUCCCCCCUCCCGGGGGCCAAACCCCGGGACCUCCUCAAGCGUCCCCGUGCCAGCCGGGAGCCAACGGCUCUUCCGCGGCGCCGCGUGUGCCCCAGAGCAGUGGUGUCUGGUCCCCGCUGCCGCAGCCGCCCCGGCCGAGCUGCCCCACGCCCCGGCUGCACGGCAGCGGCUGGCGGCCGCCCCCCAGGCUCCCCGCCGCCCCGCGGCCCUUGAUGACCUGCGUGGAGCCCCCGCCGCGGCAGCCGCCCCGGGAAGCCACCGUCCAGACGCCCGUCGUCACCAACCACCUCGUGCAGCUGGUCACGGCGGCCAGCAAGGCGCCCCGAGCCGCCCCCCGCGUCCCGGUGCCGGGGAAGGCUCGCCGCUUCCCGGGGCCCGCCGGGAUCCUGCCCCAGCAGCAGCACGCUGGGAAACAUCUGGAGGAGAUUCUGGUCUCAGCUCCCCAAACUCCGGCUCACGGGGCGCUGGCGAAGCUGCGGACGGAGGAACUGCCUGGCUCCCCGCCGCCCGCGGAGGAGGAUUUUGGGAAAGGGCCCUGGCUUGCCAUGAAGACGGAGCUGGGGCUGGACGAGAGGGACCCCAGCUGCUUCCUCCGGACCUACAGCGUAGUCAUGGUGCUGCGGAAGGCAGCCUUGAAGCAGCUCCCGAAGAACAAGGUCCCCAGCAUGGCCGUAAUGAUCAAGACGCUGACCAGGACCAACGUUGAUGCUGGUGCCGUGUUCAAGGACCCGACGGGAGAGAUGCAGGGCACGGUGCAUCGCCUGCUGCUGGAAGAGAGGCAGAGCGAACUCAAGCCCGGCUCGGUGCUGCUCCUGAAGCAGGUGGGCGUCUUCUCCCCGUCCCACCGCAACCACUACCUCAACGUAACGCCCAACAACCUGCUCAAGAUCUACCCACCGGAGACCGAGGGCAGCUUCUUGCAGCCGUCACCGGAGCAGCAGAGGGUCGCCGCCUGGGCUGGGUUACACCAGGACCACGCAGCACCGAUCUCCCAGGGUGUCCCUGGCCCUGGGGACUGGGGACGGUCCAGGACAAGCGGCCACAGCACAGAGCCGUUGCCUGGAGGCUUCUCGCCGCACCCAGAGAGCUACAGGCCUGGGCGAGAAGAGCCUCUGGGAGCUGACGGCUGCGACAUGGACGACCUCGACGGGCUCCUGGGAGAGCUGCCCGAGGACUUCUUCUCCGCCCCGGCCCAGGCUGAUGCCUGCUGACCCCGGGGAGCUCGGCACGGGGAGGGCCCGUGGCAGCGGGGCCCAGGGAAGAUGGUCACCGUCGGUAAGGUCUGGACUGAACCGCGGCUGAGCGAGGCCCCCGAGCCAGCGGGCGAUGCUUGGGCCUCCUGUCCGCGGUCUCAUUCCUCCGUAUGUCUGUGUGUUGUGUUCGUUCUGGAGCCGAGAGCGGGGCAGACCUGGACGCUCCCGGGGAGUCCUGUGUGGACACAGCUUCAUCACCAGCCAUCGCUUGUCCCCCCAGUCCUCCCCGGGCCGGCCAGCCCCCCUCUGCUCCCAAACCUGCAUUAAAGGGCUAUUUCUGUUCCUGAA